ACUCUGAUUGAAACACAACUAGCAGUUGUGUGCAGUUUCUCGUUUCUUUAAACAGUGGAGCAGCCCAAAGUGCCCAGAUGGAUGAUGUUCGUCACGUCAGCAGGAUCAUAAUAACCAUCAGACAGCAGAUCAGACGCUACAUCGAGCUCGACCCUUCAGAUCACACACAACUCCUUUUAUUCCAGCAAGCCUCAAAGAUGUUCAGGCAACUGGGAAGAGACGAGAACGAGCGCGUUAACCUCGCAGGAGAGACGCUUUAAUCCGAGCAUGAAGCGUUCAAGUGUAUCAGAGCACACACUGGCGAUGUUGGAGAACAUGGUUCGUGAAGGAGCUGUCAACUAGUGGCACGCGCUUCAGAGGACGAAUUCAAGGCGAAGAGAGACCUCUAUACCUGCAGUGAUCCUCAAAGCACUGGAGAUUAUCAGAUAAAGUUUGCGAUGGAUUACAACGUGACCUUCCCUGAGAACUCCAGUGAUAAGAUUAACUCAUCUCAACAUUUACAUGCAGACACUGACGAACAGUAUCACAAUGUCCUCAUGCCAAGCAUUUAUGGAGUCAUCUGCUUCGUCGGCAUAAUAGGCAACUGCAUCGUCAUCUACACCAUCGUCAAAAAAAAUAAAUUCAGGGCACAGCAGACGGUGCCUGACAUCUUCAUCUUCAGCUUAUCCAUCGCAGAUCUUUUAUUUCUUCUAGGCAUGCCGUUCCUCAUCCACCAGCUGGUGGGAAAUGGUUCAUGGUGUUUCGGUGCCACCAUGUGCACCGUCAUCACAGCACUGGACUCCAACAGCCAGAUCGUGAGCACCUACAUUUUAACGGUCAUGACUUUGGAUCGAUACUUGGCCACGGUUCAUCCCAUCCGCUUCAACCACAUACGCACUCCGUGCAUGGCCGUGGCGGUCGUGGGCCUGGUGUGGAUCCUCUCGCUGCUGUCCAUCACGCCGGUGUGGAUGUACGCCGGCCUCAUGCCCCUGCGGGACGGAUCGGUGGGAUGCGCUCUACUCCUUCCCAACCCUUCCACAGACACGUAUUGGUUUACUCUCUACCAGUUUGUGCUGGCGUUUGCUUUACCGUUGGUGAUCAUUUGCGUGGUGUUUUUCAAGAUCCUCCAGAACAUGGCUGCUACAGUGGCUCCACUUCCCCAGCACAGCCUUCGUGUGCGCACUAGAAAGGUCACCCGGAUGGCCGUCGCCAUAUGCCUGGCGUUCUUCAUUUGCUGGGCGCCUCAUUACAUCUUGCAACUGGCACAUCUGAGUGUGCAGCGGCCCAGUUAUGCCUUUCUGUACGCCUAUAAUAUUGCCAUUAGCAUGGGCUACGCCAACAGCUGCAUCAACCCACUGCUCUACAUCAUGCUGAGUGAAACCUUCAAAAGACAAUUCAUUGUAGCCAUCCGUCCGGCGCACAAAGACUUCCGGGUUGAUCCGGCCGAGGGGAGUGUGAGUCUCCGUCUGGCCCCUGAUGGACUGCAGCAGUCUCAGUCCUCCCGCGAGUUGCUGCCGGUUACCGUGGCUGUGCACUGAAAUGGCACUAACUCAUGCUGAACUCUAUAAUAAGCAUACAGCUGAAAAGAUGUCUAUGAAGAGUCUUGUGGAAUUGCUCAUUAACAGUUUGUGGUAUGAAAAGGAUCCAUGAUGAUGCACAUUUUCCUUGGUAUAUAUUUGUGCAGUGAAAGAGGUAUGAAGUAUACACCGAAUACUUAUAGCAACCCUUUUACAUUGCAGUACCUUGCAGUAGCAUUUACAGCCAUUUGUUUUCUGUAAAUGGGCUUCUUAUAAGUCUCUUUUUCUUACCGAGGAUCUUACCUAAUUUGACUUUUGUCGAUUUAAAGGGUUAGUUCACCCAAAAAUGAAAAUUCUAGUAUGUUCUUAAUUACUCGCGCUCAUGUCAUUCCAAACCCGCAAGACAUUCGUUCAUCUUCGGAACACAAAUUAAGAUAUUUUUGAUGAAAUCUCAAAAUAUCAUUUAUGUAUUUAAUCCAGUUUUAUUAACCAGUGUCUUUGCUACUGACCUUUGAUGAUCUAAUUCAGCCAUACUAAUUAACAAAAAUGACACCAUUUGUGUAUAAUUUUAGUUAUUACUGAAUAGUGUUGAAUUUUCUUCUCCCGCAUCAUAUUCUUUGUGCAAUUUGUUUGAGCUGCGCCUUCUACUGUACAGACGUGA
This is a messenger RNA of Carassius carassius (crucian carp), 2157 nucleotides long. RefSeq names its product melanin-concentrating hormone receptor 1-like. The transcript has 3 exons. Gene Ontology annotation, cellular component: membrane; neuron projection. Gene Ontology annotation, molecular function: melanin-concentrating hormone receptor activity; neuropeptide binding. Bases 438 to 1517 code for a protein of 359 amino acids. The record is from RefSeq and is a predicted model, not a curated record. Gene Ontology annotation, biological process: neuropeptide signaling pathway. Lineage: Eukaryota; Metazoa; Chordata; Actinopteri; Cypriniformes; Cyprinidae.